Molecule: messenger RNA, 4123 nt
Organism: Perognathus longimembris pacificus (Pacific pocket mouse)
Lineage: Eukaryota; Metazoa; Chordata; Mammalia; Rodentia; Heteromyidae
Gene: Pc
Product: pyruvate carboxylase
Exons: 21
Coding region: 157-3765 (1202 amino acids)
Biological process (GO): gluconeogenesis; pyruvate metabolic process
Cellular component (GO): cytoplasm
Molecular function (GO): ATP binding; metal ion binding; pyruvate carboxylase activity
Source: RefSeq, a predicted model, not a curated record
CAGUCUGGUGCCAGAGACCUUUGUAUUCUGGGGCCAGUGACCUGUGAGCAGUGGCCUGUGGUGGGUUCUUUGCCACGUCCUCUUGUGUGCUGGGAGCCAGGAACAGAGUGAGUACUCCAAGCCAGUGCCCCUGUCCACACCUGCUCCAGCCCUGAGAUGCUGAGGUUCCGGACCAUCCAAGGGGGCCUGCGGCUCCUGGGUAUCCGUCGGAGCUCCACCGCCCCCUCUCCAAAUGUGGGGCACCUGGAAUACAAGCCCAUCAAGAAAGUCAUGGUGGCCAACCGAGGCGAGAUCGCCAUCCGUGUGUUCCGGGCCUGCACGGAGCUGGGGAUCCGCACCGUGGCUAUCUACUCUGAGCAGGACACAGGCCAGAUGCACCGGCAGAAAGCAGACGAAGCCUACCUCAUUGGCCGUGGCCUCGCGCCUGUGCAGGCCUACCUGCACAUCCCAGACAUCAUUAAAGUGGCCAAGGAGAACGGGGUGGACGCAGUGCACCCUGGCUAUGGGUUCCUCUCGGAGCGAGCAGACUUCGCCCAAGCCUGCCAUGAUGCUGGGGUCCGGUUCAUUGGGCCAAGCCCAGAAGUGGUCCGGAAGAUGGGAGACAAGGUGGAGGCCCGGGCCAUUGCCAUCGCUGCAGGUGUCCCUGUGGUCCCCGGCACGGACGCCCCCAUCACUUCCCUGCACGAGGCCCACGAGUUCUCUAACACCUACGGCUUCCCCAUCAUCUUCAAGGCUGCCUACGGGGGCGGGGGCCGAGGCAUGAGGGUCGUACACAGCUACGAGGAGCUGGAGGAGAAUUACACGCGAGCCUACUCGGAGGCGCUGGCGGCAUUUGGGAACGGGGCACUGUUCGUGGAGAAGUUCAUCGAGAAGCCACGGCACAUCGAGGUGCAGAUCUUGGGGGACCAGUAUGGGAACAUCCUGCACCUGUAUGAGCGGGACUGCUCCAUCCAGCGGCGGCACCAGAAGGUUGUGGAAAUCGCCCCCGCUGCACACCUGGACCCCCAGCUCCGCUCGCGGCUCACCAGCGACUCCGUGAAGCUUGCCAAGCAGGUGGGCUAUGAGAAUGCGGGCACUGUGGAGUUCCUGGUGGACAAGUACGGCAAGCACUACUUCAUCGAGGUCAACUCCCGGCUGCAGGUGGAGCACACCGUCACCGAGGAGAUCACCGAUGUGGAUCUGGUGCACGCUCAGAUCCACGUGGCCGAGGGCAGGAGCCUGCCUGACCUGGGCCUGAGGCAGGAGAACAUCCGCAUCAACGGCUGUGCCAUCCAAUGUCGGGUGACCACGGAGGACCCUGCGCGCGGGUUCCAGCCCGACACCGGCCGCAUUGAGGUGUUCCGGAGCGGAGAGGGCAUGGGGAUCCGCCUGGACAACGCCUCCGCCUUCCAAGGGGCCGUCAUCUCGCCCCACUAUGACUCCCUGCUGGUCAAGGUCAUCGCCCACGGCAAAGACCACCCCACAGCCGCCACCAAGAUGAGCAGAGCCCUGGCCGAGUUCCGCGUCCGCGGCGUGAAGACCAACAUCCCCUUCCUGCAGAACGUGCUCAACAACCAGCAGUUCCUCGCAGGCACCGUGGACACCCAGUUCAUCGACGAGAACCCCGAGCUAUUCCAGCUGCGGCCUGCACAGAACCGGGCCCAGAAGCUUCUACACUACCUGGGACAUGUGAUGGUGAACGGCCCUGCCACCCCCAUCCCCGUCAAGGCCAGCCCCAGCCCCACGGACCCCGUGGUCCCGGCAGUGCCCAUAGGCCCGCCCCCAGCAGGCUUCAGGGACAUCCUUCUGCGAGAGGGGCCCGAGGGCUUUGCCCGGGCGGUGCGGAGCCACCAGGGGCUGCUGCUGAUGGACACGACCUUCAGGGACGCCCACCAGUCCCUGCUGGCCACGCGCGUGCGCACCCACGACCUCAAGAAAAUCGCGCCCUAUGUCGCCCACAACUUCCACAAUCUCUUCAGCAUAGAGAACUGGGGAGGAGCCACGUUCGACGUCGCCAUGCGCUUCCUGUACGAGUGCCCGUGGCGGCGGCUGCAGGAGCUCCGGGAGCUGGUCCCCAACAUCCCCUUCCAGAUGCUGCUCCGGGGGGCCAACGCGGUGGGCUACACCAACUACCCCGACAACGUGGUCUUCAAGUUCUGCGAGGUGGCCAAGGAGAACGGCAUGGACGUCUUCCGGGUCUUCGACUCGCUCAACUACCUGCCCAACAUGCUGCUGGGCAUGGAGGCGGCCGGCAGCGCGGGCGGCGUGGUGGAGGCCGCCAUCUCGUACACGGGCGACGUGGCCGACCCCAGCCGCACCAAGUACUCGCUGCAGUACUACCUGGGCCUGGCGGAGGAGCUGGUGCGCGCCGGCACCCACAUCCUGUGCAUCAAGGACAUGGCCGGGCUGCUGAAGCCCGCGGCCUGCACCAUGCUGGUGGGGUCCCUGCGCGACCGCUUCCCCGACCUCCCGCUGCACGUCCACACCCACGACACGUCGGGCGCCGGCGUGGCGGCCCUGCUGGCCUGCGCCCAGGCGGGGGCGGACGUGGUAGACGUGGCGGCCGACUCCAUGUCCGGGAUGACGUCGCAGCCCAGCAUGGGGGCCCUGGUGGCCUGCGCCAAGGGGACGCCCCUGGACACAGGUAGGAAGCCCGCAGCGAGCCGCCCCCGGCGCGUGGGGAGCCCCGACGCCCCGGAGCCCCUGGCCCGUCUCUCCGCAGAGGUGCCCCUGGAGCGCGUGUUCGACUACAGCGAGUACUGGGAAGGGGCCCGGGGGCUGUACGCGGCCUUCGACUGCACGGCCACCAUGAAGUCCGGCAACUCGGACGUGUACGAGAACGAGAUCCCCGGGGGCCAGUACACCAACCUGCACUUCCAGGCCCACAGCAUGGGGCUCGGCGCCAAGUUCAAGGAGGUCAAGAAGGCCUACGUGGAGGCCAACCAGAUGCUGGGGGACCUCAUCAAGGUGACGCCUUCCUCCAAGAUCGUGGGGGACCUGGCCCAGUUCAUGGUGCAGAACGGGCUGAGCCGGGCCGAGGCCGAAGCUCAGGCAGAAGAGCUGUCCUUCCCCCGUUCUGUGGUGGAGUUUCUACAGGGCUACAUCGGGGUUCCCCACGGAGGGUUCCCCGAGCCCUUCCGCUCCAAGGUGCUGAAGGACCUGCCACGGGUAGAGGGGCGGCCUGGGGCCUCCCUCCCACCCCUGAACCUGCAGGUGCUGGAGCAGGAGCUGGUGGAGCGGCACGGGGAGGAGGUGACCCCGGAGGACGUGAUCUCGGCGGCCAUGUACCCGGAUGUGUUUGCUCAGUUUAAGGACUUCACCGCCACCUUUGGCCCCCUAGAUAGCCUCAACACCCGCCUCUUCCUGCAGGGCCCCAAGAUUGCAGAGGAGUUUGAGGUGGAACUGGAACGGGGCAAGACCCUGCACAUCAAAGCCCUGGCCAUCAGCGACCUCAACCGGGCGGGCCAGAGGCAGGUCUUCUUUGAGCUCAAUGGGCAGCUGCGGUCCAUCCUGGUCAAGGACACCCAAGCCAUGAAGGAGAUGCACUUCCACCCCAAGGCUCUGAAGGACGUGAAGGGCCAAAUUGGGGCUCCCAUGCCCGGAAAGGUGAUCGACAUCAAGGUGGCAGCAGGAGACAAGGUGGCCAAGGGCCAGCCGCUGUGUGUGCUCAGCGCCAUGAAGAUGGAGACUGUGGUGACUUCGCCCGUGGAGGGCACGGUCCGCAAGGUCCACGUGACCAAGGACAUGACGCUGGAAGGGGACGACCUCAUCCUGGAGAUCGAGUGACCCUCCCCACACUGACAGCCGGCCACCUCCACCCCGAGCCUUCAACAGAGCUGUGCUGCUAGGGCAGGCCCAGGCCAGUCGGGGCCCACGGGCAGGGAGGCCUGGUCCUGGAGGCCCCGUCCUCCGCCGACAGCGGCCAUGCCCUUCGGCCAUUUGUCCUUUCCCCGGCGGACAGACAUUCACAUACUCAUCUCUUGCCAAAUCAGGGUCUUCUCCUCAUGAAGACUCCAGGUGGAAGAGCAGGAGGGCUCAGGCCCUCGGAGAGAUCUGGGGCACCUGCCUCCUGUGGGGGUGGGAAAGGCCCAAGUCCAAGGUCUUGGAAACUUUGCUCAAUAAAACUGGUUUCCCCUGCCCUCCA